UUUGCAGGAACAUACAAGGAUUUUUUUUUAUAUAUAAAAAUGGGAUGUUUGGCGUUCCUCAAAGACUUUUUCCUGGGUUUCUGGGACUAUGAGACUCCAAAAGUAAUGGUGGUGAAGGACAGAAAACUAGGAGUCAUAUACAGAGCCGUGCAGUUCCUGGUCCUCACAUAUUUCGUUUGGUACGUAUUUAUCAGUCAGAAAUCGUAUCAGGACACAGAGACGCGUCCGGAGAGCUCAGUGUACACUGAAAUGAGAGGUGUGGCCAUGCUGGGAGACAGCGUUCAGGACACAACGGAAUAUGUCAGACCAUCUGAGGGUUUUGACAUCAUCAGCACAAUUCUUAGGAGAGAAGUGACGCACGAUCAGAUGCAGGGCACGUGUGCUGAGCAUUACAGUGUUGCCAAUGCAAACUGCACAAAAGAUUCUGACUGCACUCAAGGAGACAUUGAUUUUGAUGGUCAUGGUCAAAGAACAGGACGAUGUAUCCCCUACUACAACUACACAUUCAAGACCUGCGAGAUCAAGACCUGGUGUCCCAUUGAGGAAUAUGCUGCUGUCAGUGAACCAGCUUUGGAAAAGGCUAUUAAUUUUACAGUGUUAAUACAGAAUGCCAUCCUUUUUCCGAAGUUUAAAGUUCUGAGGAGCAACAUUAAACCAAAAAAGCGAAAGAAGUUGUCACGGUGCCAUUAUCACCCAGACACCAACCCGUACUGUCCAGUGUUCAGGCUGGGCUUCAUCGCAGCGCAGGCCCAAGAGAAAUUCAGCGAACUUUGCAUAACGGGUGGAAUAAUUGGCGUGUUCAUUAACUGGAAGUGUGAUUUUGACAAGGAUCCUUCAGAGUGCAUUCCGACAUAUUCGUUCAGAAGAAUGGAUAUAAGAAAAAACCUGACCAGCUCCGAAUAUUACUACAGGUUUGCGAAAUAUUACCAUAAGGAUGGUGUGGAGUACAGGACACUUAUAAAAGCCUAUGGGAUGCGCCUGGAUGUCAUCGUUCAAGGAUAUGCGGGAAAAUUCAGUCUGAUUCCAACCAUUAUCAACGCAGUCAUGGCCCUGACGUCAGUAGGAAUUUGCUCAAUCAUCUGUGACUGGAUCAUGCUGACGUUUAUCGAUAGGAAUGAAGUCUUCAGUGAAAUGAAAUUUGAUGAUGUCUCCAAGAACCCCAAUCAGCCAAUCACAACAGACCUCACACUUACAAGCUAUGGCUCCACCCACUCUGACCUCUCAGAUGGCGUGCCAUUAUAAAACAACUAAAACGCUCCAGUGCCGGCGGCAUGCCAUUCCAAAUAUACACCACAGUAGAAUCUUUUUACAUAAAUGACGGAUAUUUUCCUGUCAGAGGAAAAAUAAGAAUAGAAAACUGCACAACAUGUCAUAUCUGAAUCUGAAAAAAAUAAAAAAAUAAACAAAACCAUGUUUUUUCCAUUAAGCUUCACUUCAGUAAAUAUUAAACACUGAUCACCAAUUGAAUUGCUUAACAUC
Carassius carassius (crucian carp) is the source of this 1479-nucleotide messenger RNA. Its product is annotated as P2X purinoceptor 2-like. Gene Ontology annotation, molecular function: purinergic nucleotide receptor activity; ATP binding; extracellularly ATP-gated monoatomic cation channel activity. Gene Ontology annotation, cellular component: plasma membrane; nuclear inner membrane. The record is from RefSeq and is a predicted model, not a curated record. The transcript is spliced from 12 exons. Bases 40 to 1242 code for a protein of 400 amino acids. Lineage: Eukaryota; Metazoa; Chordata; Actinopteri; Cypriniformes; Cyprinidae. Gene Ontology annotation, biological process: response to ATP; monoatomic cation transmembrane transport.